Messenger RNA from Paraphaeosphaeria sporulosa, 469 nucleotides. RefSeq lists its product as uncharacterized. The transcript has a single exon. Lineage: Eukaryota; Fungi; Ascomycota; Dothideomycetes; Pleosporales; Didymosphaeriaceae. The record is from RefSeq and is a predicted model, not a curated record. Bases 1 to 465 code for a protein of 154 amino acids.
AUGCCGCCCAAGAAAAGCAAACAAGUUCCGAAAUGGUCGAUGCAUCCGCAACUUCACGGCGACGUGUCGCGGCUACUCGCAGAAGACGAGCUACAUCUGUCUUUCUAUCCAAACGAUUCAACGUCUCAAUGCCUGAAAGACUACGACACCAACAUCAUGGGCCGGUUUUCUUGCCGAAACGAAGCAUGCACAGCUUCUGGAUGGUCCAGCAAGAAGAUUGCGACCACGAUCAGAUUGUACUCGGGUGGUCGAUACAACGCUAGAGUAUACCACCAGCGGUGCCAGCAGUGCAACAGUCUUAGUCAACCCUGGCUGGACGACUCAUACGCUGAAAGGAUAGCGUACCGUUUGAAAAAGUGGCACGGCGUGGAGAUGGAGGCGCCAGAGUAUAGGAGAAAGAAUGUGAAGCCGCAUCACCGGGCGUUGUGUGAGGGGUGCAAAGCCGGACAUUGCAGUGAAAGUUAAUGGC